Molecule: messenger RNA, 1069 nt
Organism: Argentina anserina (silverweed cinquefoil)
Lineage: Eukaryota; Viridiplantae; Streptophyta; Magnoliopsida; Rosales; Rosaceae
Product: psbP domain-containing protein 1, chloroplastic
Exons: 3
Coding region: 346-969 (207 amino acids)
Biological process (GO): photosynthesis
Cellular component (GO): extrinsic component of membrane; photosystem II; photosystem II oxygen evolving complex
Molecular function (GO): calcium ion binding
Source: RefSeq, a predicted model, not a curated record
AGGAAAGCAGGAUAGGGAAACAUGGCAAGGUUGGUGAUGAUGCAGCAGCACCAACAGCACAGACUACCCUCUUUCUCUCCUCUUCCUUCUCUCUCCGACUUCAAUGGCACCAAACUCCAAACUCAACUCCGGGUUCUCUUUCUGUGAUUCUGUCUUUCACAUACUUCGCUCUACUUUCUGUUUCAAACUGUUAGCUAGAAGUUACAUUGAAUAGUUGUCCUCCUUAAUGUUUAUACAUACUUUGCAGUAUAGGAGAAAGGUAUCACAGCUGAAAGAAGCAUUACAUGUUACAGCAUCAUAUGCAAAGAAGAGUCUUACAAUUUUGCAGUUCCCAGGAGGAAUGCAAUGGCCUUAAUCUUGUCAGGUUGCAUCUUUUCUCAAGUCAGUUUGCAAAGUCCUGCAUUUGCUGCACCAUCUGUUACGUUAAGGGAAUACAUAGAUAGUUUUGAUGGCUACUCAUUCAAGUACCCAAAGAAUUGGAUUCAAGUCAAAGGUGCUGGAGCUGAUAUUUUCUUUAGAGACCCUUAUAUUCUUGAUGAAAACUUAGCUGUGGAUUUGUCCUCUCCUUCAUCCUCGAAUUACAAGAGUGUCGAAGAUCUGGGGCCGCCAGAAGUAGCCGGAAAUAGAGUGCUUAGGCAGUAUCUGACAGAGUUCAUGUCUACAAGACUCGGAGUGAAGCGUGAGGGGAAAGUUCUUGCUACAUCUUCAAGAGUUGCUGAUGAUGGGAAGCUUUAUUAUCAAGUUGAGGUGAACAUAAAAUCAUAUGCAAGCAACAAUGAACUGGCAGUUAUGCCAAAAGAUCGCGUAGUUAGUAUGGAAUGGAACAGGAGGUACCUUACUGUUCUAGGAGUUGAAAACAACCAAUUGUAUGCGUUAAGAUUACAGACACCAGAAAAUGUGUUUGUUGAAGAAGAAGGUGAUCUUCGCCGGGUUAUGGAGUCAUUUAGAGUGAACAAAGUGGUUGCGUAAGUUUUAUGAAAUUGUACAAAAUUUUGUAAUCCAGUGCUCACUUUUCUUCUUUAUUUUCCGGUGUUUGCUCAUUUGGAGGCCAAGUUCUUUGAAACGUUCA